Molecule: messenger RNA, 3987 nt
Organism: Boleophthalmus pectinirostris (great blue-spotted mudskipper)
Lineage: Eukaryota; Metazoa; Chordata; Actinopteri; Gobiiformes; Gobiidae
Product: oocyte zinc finger protein XlCOF6-like
Exons: 2
Coding region: 156-2006 (616 amino acids)
Biological process (GO): regulation of transcription by RNA polymerase II
Cellular component (GO): nucleus
Molecular function (GO): RNA polymerase II transcription regulatory region sequence-specific DNA binding; DNA-binding transcription factor activity, RNA polymerase II-specific
Source: RefSeq, a predicted model, not a curated record
UCCUGAACACGCUCGAUCUGCAGAAACCCCUCCACGUGCUCACCGCUUUCACCGCAGAGACAAAGAAAUACUCACAAAGAUCGUCUGCCUGCAAAUUAGAAAACUAUCUGACUCUUUCCUGCAGUUUGGUCAAGAUUGAGCUCAACUGUGGCAAUAUGGCUUCAGAAACGGAGCGCCCCUUCACCUGUGAGGACUGCGGGCUGCGCUUCACAUCUCAGGACGCGUUAAAAUCGCACGAGAAGAUGCACAGUGGAGUGGAGCACAGAUGCCACGACUGCUUCAAGGUUUUUACCCUCAAAUCUGACCUCAAAACGCACCAAGCAACUCAUGUAACCGUGAGCUUCCCCUGCAGCGAGUGCCACGAAACUUUCCCGAGUUCGCACAAGAGGAAAAUCCACGAAAUGACCCAUAAUGGAAGAUUACACAAAUGCGAGGAGUGUGGGAAGUCUUUUACGUCAAAGCACAGGCUAAAGGUCCACGAGAAACUGCACACAGGCAAGGAUCUGUACAACUGUGAUCAGUGUAGUAAAAUAUUCGUAACAGUGGCAGAGCUGAGGAGGCAUCUACUCGCUCACAGUGACGAUAAACCGUUUCCUUGCGAAGUGUGUGGGAAGGUUUUUAAACUGUUGAAACAUUUGAAGGAACACAGAGAAACUCACUCAAACACGGAAUUUCCAUGCGACAAGUGUGGUAAAAUAUUCCCUAAUAAUAAUUUUUUGGUGCAUCACAUUAGAAGAUACCACGAAGAGAGGCAGUUUGCGUGCGAAGAAUGCGGGAUGAGAUUUCGGUGGCGCAGCGAUGCGACAAAACACGCGAUGGUUCACUCCGGAGAAAAAGCCUUCGCGUGUGAUCAGUGUGGGAAGAAAUAUAAAAACGCGACUAUUUUGAAAACGCACCAGCGCAUCCACAGAGGAGAGAGGACGCAUGUUUGUGACGAGUGUGGCAAGGCGUUUUUGGAUAAAGUGGGACUACGCAGACACCAACGCUCACACAAGGACCGUCGGGAAAAGGUCAGCUUCCAGUGUGACGAGUGUGGAAAAGUUUUACUAACGAAAGUCAGCUUGGAAGACCAUAAAAGGAAGCAUGCCGGAAUUGGAUUGUUUCAUUGCGCGACGUGCGGAAAAGGCUACCCUACACGAAGCAGGUUAGAAUGCCAUGAAAGAACGCAUUCGGCUCCCUCGCACGUUUGCACCGAGUGUGGCAAAGCCUUUAAGACGCCGAGUAGACUCAAGUUGCACGUGGAAACACAUCACGAGAACAAGCGAUACAACUGCGAAUACUGCGACAAGACUUUUACCCGAACUGACUCUCUGCGCAACCAUAUAAACAUGCACACGAAAAAAACAGAGUACCCUUGCGAACAGUGCGGCAAAGUUUUUUAUUUGAGAAUGAGCUGGAAAUUGCACAUGACUUCACACGGGGAAAAGCCACACACCUGCGACCUCUGUGGCUUGGGUUUUGCUCAAAAUUCACGUCUGAACAGACAUAAAAUCACGCAUACAGACGUGAAGGAGCAUGUGUGCGACGAGUGUGGGAAGGCUUUUCAACUUCUAAGCAGUUUGAGGGACCACAAGUACACGCACGGGGAGAAGCCUCACAAAUGCAACUACUGUGAGAAGAGAUUCGAUCGUCUGUAUAAGCUGAAGAACCAUCUCGAAACGCACUCGGAAACAAGCCCACGCAAACCUUUCAUAUGUGAGAAGUGUGGUAUGUGUUUUAGAACUAUGGCGUUGUACAGAAAGCAUCACAAAAUUCACACCAAACACAAGAUCUUUCCGUGUGAGCGAUGCGGCAAGGCUUUCCUCACAGCUCGAACGCGGAGAAACCACCUGGAGUUGGACUGUAAAGGGAGGCGGACGAGCAGCGAUGAAGCAAAGAAAUCCUCCUUAACUAACUUCUCAUUAAAACGACUUGAAAUUAGACUCAGAAGAACUGACGAUGUUUCGUUGAAAACACUGGAAAUCAAACUACACCGAGUCGACGUGAAACGGUUCAAGACUGAAUGAAGCCGGAGUAGAUUUUAAAGGUCCUAUAUUACACAAAAUUGAAUGUUAUAAUUAGGGAUGGGCAUUCAGUGAAAUUGUAUUAAUUGAUUGUUGGGAGAAGUAGCGAUCGAUUAAUCAUUAACGUUUUUAAAUAAUAAGUAUCAUCAUUAUUAUUACUAUUACUAAUCUGCAUAAAUAAACUCAACUUUACAACAUAUAAACAAUAACCACUGUAGAGCCACAUCAGCCAACUCCAGUGUUUGCACUGUAUCUACGCACAGAAAUCUACAUUCAGUUUGUCGAUUAGACAUUAACGUAAUCAACGAAAUUCUUAAUGAUCAGUUAUCGAUAAGCCGACUAAUCAUGCCCAUCCCUAGUUAUAAUGUUGUUACCUCAUUAAAAAUAUACGUGGAGUUGUUUUGUUUCAUUCACACCAUGUUUGAGUAGAGAGUUUAUUAGGCUCUUAAUGCUCUGUUCCACCUUGUGAUGUCAUGUAGCGGUAGUUUUCAAGGAAAAAUCUACCCUUUUAACUAGGGAUGUAACAAUAUCCAAAUCUCACAGUAUGAAAUUUUCACAAUAUACAUCUCACGGUACAAUAUUUAUUGCGAUAUUUUGUGGAGACUAACAAAAUUGUGAAUAUGCUACUUUCUCCUCUUAAAAUGCCUGGACAAGACUUAAUCCAACUAAGACUUAAAAGUGCUUAGAACUGUUAUUUCUUCUUGUAGUUUGCACCAAAAUGGAGCAAAGGAUCAUGGUCCAUGUAGUUCCCUCUGUUUUUUUAAGCUAUUGCUGCACCAUAACAAUGAAUUUAAGCAAAGGAACUUGUGAUUCGAUAUAUUGUGAUGGUCCAUGAUAUUAUUGUGAGACUUUUGAUGAUGCGAUAUCAUGAUAAUUUGGUUAUUGUUACACCCCCUAUUUUUAACCUUUUGUUUUGUUUUGGAAGAAGUAUGAAAUUUAAAAACUCAGUGGAGCAUUUCCAGUAUGACAUCACAAGGUGGAACAGUUUAUGUGUUAAAUAUGUAAAUGAAACAAAACACAACUUCAGGUCUGUUUGUGAUGAGGACUUGUGACUAGUGCCUGGAAAAUUAUCAUCUUUAUUAUUUUUUGUUAGCCUUUUAUUGAGAUUCUUGGGUAAUUUCUUUUCCUGAAAUGAAUUUAAGUUAAAAAUGUGAGAAUUUUACUCAUAGAUAUUUUUUGUAUUUGUUUUGUAAUUGGCCACCGGUGUCCAGAUUUUUACAACCUGUCUGAUUUUUUUCUUGCAAAUGUCUUAGUGUUAAAGGUGCACUGUGUAACUUUUUGGUUGGGGGUCCGUCGCCUGCUUGUUUCUAUGGAUACGUCAUUAAAACAUUAAACAGCUCAAAACGGCUAAAAAAAAAAAAAAAAAAUGCACAGAUCCGACCUGUAACUUGGUCUGGUUUGGACUCCACGAAGAUAGAAAGGUUUAAUGCCACACUGUGAAACAUUCCAGACAAAGCAACAACAUCUUCACGGAGAAAAGCAUCUGACGGACCCUCCACCAGAAAAGUUACACAAUGCACCUUUAUUAAGAUUUGUUUUUUAAUACAUCACUAUUUUGUUUGAAAAAACAAUGCGUGACCUACUGAUCUUGUAUUUCCAGCUUACAGAUAUUUUAAUUUAUUUACACACUCAACUUUUAUAGUAUCUUGUAUUUAUUAAAUCAGGUGUUUUAAAUAGCUAAAUGUGAAUCAGCUUGCCUCUCCACAGAUCUGACAUGUAAUUUAAAUGCCAUGGAACAAGUUUUGUAGCUAUUGCUGCACCAUAACAAUGAAUUUAAGCAAAGAAACUUGUGAUUUGAUAUAUUGUGAUGGUCCACGAUAUUACAGAGAGACUUUUUGACGAUACGAUAUCACGAUAAUUCGGUUAUUGUUACACCCCUAGUUUUAACCUUUUGUUUUUUUGCAUAGUAUUUGUGUUUUGUAUGUAUGACAUCACAAAGUGGAACAGUGUGAAUGAAACAAAACACAACUCCAGGUCUGUUUGU